AAAAUGUCAAAACCCGGAAACUUUGCACAGCAACAGCAACCUACAUUUGAUGAAACGCCAGCUCAACCAGAGAAUGUAGAGUUAAAGCUUGCCUCUACCGGAAACUUUGAUUUAAGCCAGGCGUAUGGAAAUGAUCGCCGCACACAAAGUGGAAAAUUUACUCUAGCUCAACUUAGGGCUACUGAAGGAAUUUGUCCACUCCAGAACGGCACAAACCAAUUUGACUCGCAAAAGUUGAUGACCGGUUUCGGAACUCCACGUGACGUUAAAGGCAAACAUUUAAAACGUAUUUGGGAAUUAGAGUUCCCAGAGGAGGCAGCCGAUUACCAGCCACCACCAGUCAAUGCUGCUCCACAGCAAUUCCAACAACAACCAUUCUCGCCAACCCAGCAACAACAGCCACAACAAUUCCAGCAACGUGCUGGACAGCCACAGCAACAAUUUGCUCAACAACCACAACAACGUCCCGGUCAGCCACAACAACAACAACAACAACAACAACAACAACAACGACAAGCUGCACCACAACCACCACAAAAAAGUCCAAAUGCUGCUGCCCCAAACUUUCGUUAA
Messenger RNA from Meloidogyne enterolobii, 573 nucleotides. The record is from the annotation of a GenBank genome assembly. Lineage: Eukaryota; Metazoa; Nematoda; Chromadorea; Rhabditida; Meloidogynidae.